Molecule: messenger RNA, 2082 nt
Organism: Orcinus orca (killer whale)
Lineage: Eukaryota; Metazoa; Chordata; Mammalia; Artiodactyla; Delphinidae
Gene: STXBP2
Product: syntaxin binding protein 2
Exons: 17
Coding region: 69-1736 (555 amino acids)
Biological process (GO): vesicle-mediated transport; neurotransmitter secretion; intracellular protein transport
Cellular component (GO): plasma membrane; secretory granule
Molecular function (GO): syntaxin-3 binding
Source: RefSeq, a predicted model, not a curated record
UGGAUGACGUUAAGGGCCACGCCCCCACCUUGGGACAGACCCGGAAGCGGCGGCGCCCCUAGGGGAAGAUGGCGCCCUCGGGGCUGAAGGCGGUGGUGGGGGAGAAAAUUUUGAGCGGAGUCAUUCGGAGCGUCAAGAAGGAUGGGGAGUGGAAGGUGCUCAUCAUGGACCACCCGAGUAUGCGCAUCUUGUCGUCCUGCUGCAAGAUGUCAGACAUCCUGGCUGAGGGCAUCACCAUUGUGGAGGACAUCAACAAACGGCGAGAACCCAUCCCCAGUCUGGAGGCCAUUUAUCUGCUGAGCCCCACGGAGAAGUCGGUGCAGGCCCUGAUCGCAGACUUCCAGGGGACCCCGACCUUCACCUACAAAGCGGCACACAUCUUCUUCACCGACACCUGCCCCGAGCCCCUGUUCUGUGAGCUGGGCCGCUCCCGGCUGGCGAAGGUGGUGAAGACGCUGAAAGAGAUCCACCUUGCCUUCCUCCCGUACGAGGCUCAGGUGUUCUCCUUGGAUGCCCCGCACAGCACCUACAAUCUCUACUGCCCCUUCCGUGCCAGCGAGCGGGCACGGCAGCUCGAAGCGUUGGCCCAGCAGAUCGCCACCCUGUGCGCCACACUGCAAGAGUACCCGGCCAUCCGCUACCACAAGGGCCCAGAGGACACGGCCCAGCUGGCCCACGCCGUCCUAGCCAAGCUGAACGCCUUCAAGGCAGACACUCCCAGUCUGGGCGAGGGCCCUGAGAAAAGUCGCUCACAGCUCCUCAUCAUGGACCGGGCGGCCGACCCCGUGUCCCCACUGUUGCACGAGCUCACCUUCCAGGCCAUGGCCUAUGACCUGCUGGACAUCGAGCAGGACACGUACAGGUAUGAGACCACGGGGCUCAGCGAGGCCCGGGAGAAGGCCGUGCUGCUGGACGAGGACGAUGACCUGUGGGUGGACCUGCGGCACAUGCACAUCGCAGAUGUGUCCAAGAAGGUCACGGAGCUCCUGAAGACAUUCUGUGAGAGCAAGAGGCUGACCACAGACAAGGCCAACAUCAAAGACCUGUCCCACAUCCUGAAAAAGAUGCCACAGUACCAGAAGGAGCUGAACAAGUAUUCUACGCACCUGCAUUUAGCUGAUGACUGCAUGAAGCACUUCAAGGGCUCUGUGGAGAAGCUGUGCAGUGUGGAGCAGGACUUAGCCAUGGGCUCUGACGCAGAGGGCGAGAAGAUCAAGGACGCCAUGAAGCUGAUCGUGCCGGUGCUUCUGGACGCCGCAGUGCCAGCCUACGACAAGAUCCGGGUUCUGUUGCUCUACAUUCUUCUACGGAAUGGUGUGAGCGAGGAGAACCUGGCCAAGCUGAUCCAGCACGCCAACGUGCAGGCACACAGCAGCCUCAUCCAGAACCUGGAGCAGCUGGGCGGCACUGUCACCAACCCCGGGGGCUGUGGGACCACAAGCCGGCUGGAGCGGAGGGAGCGCUCAGAGCCCACCUAUCAGCUGUCCCGCUGGACCCCGAUCAUCAAGGAUGUGAUGGAGCAUGCUGUGGAGCAGAGAAAAGGGCCCGGUGCAUCCCCGGGGCAUCAGGGAAGGUGGAGCAGAGAUGAUAUACGAGUUGGGAGAGGAGCUCUCUGGGCAGGCAUGGCACGGAGGGGUGUUCCAGGCAGCCUAAGUGCUUGGAAGAGGCCCAGGCGGCAGGAGCAAGCAUGGUGCACGCAGGGAAGCGUGCCUUGUUUGGUGGGUUUCAUCCUGUAGGCCUUCGUGUCCCAAAUGCCAUCCAAGGGGCACACACCAUGGGACACUCCCUGGUCAAAGGGACCAGUAUUUGAGGGCUUCCCUGGUGGCGCAGUGGUUGAGAGUCUGCCUGCCGAUGUAGGGGACACGGGUUCGUGCCCCGGUCCAGGAGGAUCCCACAUGCCCGGAGCGGCUGGGCCUGUGAGCCAUGGCCGCUGAGCCUGCGCGUCCGGAGCCUGUGCUCCGCAACGGGAGAGGCCACGACAGUGAGAGGCCCGCAUACCGCAAAAAAAAAAAAAAAAGGGACCAGUAUUUGGAAUUGAACUUGGAAAGGCAGCAAACCACCCCACCCCACCCCUCCCCGCCC